Molecule: messenger RNA, 1139 nt
Organism: Cynara cardunculus var. scolymus (artichoke)
Lineage: Eukaryota; Viridiplantae; Streptophyta; Magnoliopsida; Asterales; Asteraceae
Product: nuclear transcription factor Y subunit B-3-like
Exons: 2
Coding region: 208-831 (207 amino acids)
Biological process (GO): regulation of transcription by RNA polymerase II
Cellular component (GO): CCAAT-binding factor complex; nucleus
Molecular function (GO): protein heterodimerization activity; RNA polymerase II cis-regulatory region sequence-specific DNA binding; DNA-binding transcription activator activity, RNA polymerase II-specific
Source: RefSeq, a predicted model, not a curated record
UAAACAUCCUUCUCUUCUCCCUUCUUGCUGGAAUGUAUGAUUCCGAUCACCGGAUUUCUGACUUGAUCGUCGUUUCACUCUCGACGAUUGCUUAGAUACAUCGAUUCAUCUCUUCUUUCUACGAAUUCUAGUUGUGUUGAUCGGAGAUUUUUGAUCCACGAGCAUAAAGUCAAAACCCUAAAACUUGAAACUUACCGAACGGAAUUGAUGGCGGAUUCAGAUAAUGAAUCUGGAGGAGGUCACAACGGCGAUCACUCCCUUCGGGAGCAAGAUAGGUUUCUUCCGAUAGCAAACGUGAGCAGAAUCAUGAAGAAAGCGUUGCCGGCGAACGCAAAGAUCUCGAAAGACGCUAAGGAGACGGUACAAGAGUGUGUAUCGGAGUUCAUCAGCUUCAUCACCGGCGAAGCUUCCGAUAAGUGUCAGAGAGAAAAGCGAAAGACGAUCAAUGGAGACGACUUGCUAUGGGCCAUGACGACGUUAGGGUUUGAGGACUACGUUGAGCCGUUGAAGGUUUACUUACAGAGAUUUAGAGAUAUGGAGGGAGAGAAGACGGCGCUCGCCGGACGGCAGGGCAGCGAGAAGGAAGGCGGCGGCGCACCAACCGCCAGUGGUGGUGGCGGCGGGAAUGGCAGUGUUGUAAAUAUGGGGAAUAAUGGAGGGGGAUUUCAUGAGAAUAAUGGAGGAGGAAUGUAUGGAACGAUGAUGGGGCACCAUCAUCAAGGAGGACACGUAUAUGGAUCGGGUGGUUAUUACCGGAUGGGUUCGAACCCAUCUAGUAAAAUCGGUUCUGUUUAUCCAGGAUCCGGCCCUUUAAACGGAAGGUCAAGAUAGAUCUUGACCUUCUAGUAUGCAUAUAUAUAAGGUUGGGUAUGAGACAAGACUGUUUUCGUAAGACACGUUUUUAGACGUGAAACAUUCACAACAAAAACACUGUGAAUGUUAUCUUCACAGUGUUUUGCUAUGAAGUUUUAAGUGUAGAAAACAUGUCUCAUAGUCUUGUCUCACAUGAUACCAAAUCUAUGUUAUAUAUAUGACAAAAUACCGUGUAAAAGAUAACUAUAUUCCUAAAUUAUAGAUAAUGGAAUGUAUAUCACUAUUUAAUCAUUUAGGUCCGUUUUGAUUUUGCUUUUGAGCAUUUC